AUGGAGAACAUCUGUUCUGAAGUCGCUGACUUCGAGAAGGCGUACCACGUCAUCAUCGGCAAGCCCGCGUUGGUGAAGUUCAUGGCGGUCCCGCACUACACCUACCUUAUGGUUAAGAUGCCCGGGCCACAUGGUGUCAUCACCCUGCGCAGCGACAUCAAACAGGCCUUCAGCUGCGAAACAGAGAGCUGCGAGAUUGCACAACCGGCUGAAGAACAAGCUGGCCGGGAGCAGAUACGCGAAGCCUCGACUUGCAAGACGGAGGACGAUGAUCUACCAUCUAAAAAGGUGGCAAAAAUCACCUCCAACGAGAAGAAGCAGAUCGCCCUCGACCCCACCGACUCGUCUAAAUUUACUUUCAUAGGAACUCAAUUAGAUUCCAAAUAG
Oryza brachyantha (malo sina) is the source of this 387-nucleotide messenger RNA. RefSeq lists its product as uncharacterized. Bases 1 to 387 code for a protein of 128 amino acids. The transcript has a single exon. The record is from RefSeq and is a predicted model, not a curated record. NCBI's taxonomy places the organism in Eukaryota, Viridiplantae, Streptophyta, Magnoliopsida, Poales, Poaceae.